This is a messenger RNA of Bipolaris maydis ATCC 48331, 1257 nucleotides long. RefSeq lists its product as uncharacterized. The record is from RefSeq and is a predicted model, not a curated record. NCBI's taxonomy places the organism in Eukaryota, Fungi, Ascomycota, Dothideomycetes, Pleosporales, Pleosporaceae.
AUGGAUGUGCGUUUGCCCGUCCUCUUACCGUUUGGUCUCAAUAGAGAAUUGCAAUCCUUGUUCGCAGAAAAAUAUGGUGUAAGAAAACAGCACGAGCCAUUACAUUUCCAUGUCCUGUCUUUACGCGAAAUAUCAGCGUUGCAACGUUCACGCGCCCGCAAGUUGACUUUUCAAGCGCCAUCUAUCGCGGACUCUGCUCCAAAGAAACACCAUCGAAUCCGGAAACCCAAGAAGAUCAAAAUGGGUCGAAAAAGCGGCGGAGAAAAGCGCAAUCACUCAGCGACAAUACCUAGACCACCCGUGUCUCUCUCGACAGUCCCCAAGAAUUCUCUGAGAUUGACGCGCGACACAAACAGAAACCUAGAGGCUGACGCGGAUCGACGCUUGGGAGCCUCUCGCGAAAUCCCAAUUAUACUUGACGGCGAUUCAGCCAAGUCAGUGACAUCAGGCAAAUCGAACCCUAGGAUGCAUGGCGCAAGAGGGUCUCCUGAACUCAUCUUGCGCGAUAUCUCACCUAUGAUGGCAGAUAUUCCGUUUAUAAAGUCGCCUGGUGAUCGCUACGGAGCCACGAGUAGUGAGGAGAAAGACAUGACAUUGGUAGACAUAGACGACUUCGAGAUGAGAAAAAAGGUCGCGCAGUUGAUGGCCGUGGCGCCGGCACUACCCGUCAGAGAUCUAUAUCAUCUUAUCAUCGAUAGUGAGGGCCGUCUUUCCAAAGCCCGGAAAAAGGCCAUCCGGAUGAGCGAGGCACCAGCUAUACUGCGCACGACCACACAACUCUCCUUACAACCACGAACACUUACCAAUAACUCAGAUACAGAAGGUUUCAUAGUCAAUAUCAGCGACUCGGAUACACCAAAAGCAACGGUUAAGAUAGAGCCGAGUGACCCCGUCUUCAAGUGGGAUGAAGAUGAACCAGCACCAGAGCCACCACCGAUGGUAAAGCCUCGCCGGUCAAAGUCAACCGCUAAGAAUAAACAAACAAAAAGUGCACACUCACAUCAUUCCGCAAAAGAACUAAAACGCAAGAAUUUAGCCACUCAGACACCGUCAUCUCAAAGUAAAAAUCAUGCAAAAGUAUCACAUUCCAAACGCGCAACCAUACGACAGACCAGCAGUGACCGCGACUUCGUAGUAGCUGAUGACGUGAUGCAUUAUGUUUCGGACUUUAACGACUCUGACGACUUUAUUCUUUCGCGCAAUGUUAUUAUACCCAGCAGGACCCGGAGACGGAGACCCAGGUUGAGUAUGAUUUGA